CAAGAGAAACUAAGGAGAAAAAGAAAAGGAUGGGAGAGAAUUCGGAGACUACCGAUGAACCGAGGAUAUCGAUGCGUCGGGUAGACUCACUCAAUUUGGAGGCUGGAAAAGUUUCCAUGCCUAAUCAUCAUGGCUCAAACAUGAGUUGGAAGACAACGAUCAGUUUAGCAUUCCAGAGCAUAGGGAUAGUGUAUGGGGACAUCGGGACAUCUCCCCUCUAUGUAUUCUCAAGCACUUUUCCUAAUGGUAUUGACCACAAGGAUGACAUUCUGGGGGUGUUGUCUCUCAUCAUCUAUACCAUAUUGCUCGUACCCUUGGUUAAGUAUGUCUUCAUCGUCUUGUGGGCUAAUGAUAAUGGUGAAGGGGGAACAUUUGCGUUGUAUUCAUUGAUAUGCCGAUCUGCGAAGGUGAGCUUAAUUCCAAAUACGCAGCCAGAAGACAGAGAGCUAUCCAACUACAAACUUGAAAUUUCAUCGGAGUUAAAAAGGUCCCAAGCGAUAAAAAAGAAGCUUGAGAAUAGUAAAUAUGCUAAAUAUACACUUUUCUUUGUCACCAUUAUGGGAACUUCCAUGGUGAUUGGAGAUGGGGUUCUUACUCCAUGCAUUUCAGUUCUUUCUGCAGUGAGCGGGAUCAAGUCACUAGGCGCAAAUGCUGUUGUGGGGAUUUCGGUAGCAAUCUUGAUCGGUCUCUUCGCUGUUCAACAAUUUGGUACUGAUAAAGUGGGCUUCACCUUUGCUCCUAUUAUCUUGUUGUGGUUCGCGUUCAUCAGUGGCAUCGGUCUUUACAACUUAAUCGUACAUGACGUUACUGUCUUACGUGCUUUCAAUCCAGCUUACUUCAUUUACUACUUCCAUAGAAAUGGAAAAAAGGCAUGGAUUUCCCUUGGGGGAGUAGUGCUCUGCAUUACUGGGACCGAGGCCAUGUUUGCUGAUCUGGGUCACUUCAGUGUUCGAGCAAUCCAACUUAGUUUCACUUGCUGCACAUUUCCCGCAUUACUUUUUGCAUAUUUUGGGCAAGCAGCAUUUCUCACCAAGUACCCGGACAAAGUGUCAGAUACCUUCUACGCUUCAAUUCCACACGUUAUCUACUGGCCAACAUUUGUGGUGGCCGUUUUAGCUGCCAUUAUUGCCAGUCAAGCUCUGAUAACGGGGACAUUUUCAAUUAUCUCCCAGUCCCUAAGUACGGGUUCUUUCCCUCGAGUAAAGAUUGUUCACACCUCAGCAAAGAACGAGGGUCAAGUCUACAUACCCGAGAUUAACUACAUACUUAUGAUUUUUUGUGUCAUCAUCACUGUGGCCUUCAAGACCACAGAGAAAAUUGGCAAUGCAUAUGGAAUUGCGGUGGUUAGUGUGAUGCUGAUCACAACAUGCAUGCUCACUUUAAUCAUGCUAGUCAUAUGGAAGACAAGCAUAUUCUUGAUUGCUAUUUUCUUCGUGGUGUUCAUUUUGAUCGAAGGGGUUUAUUUUUCUUCGGUUCUAUUCAAGUUCAUCGAAGGUGGUUACCUUCCGCUGUGCUUCGCCGCAUUCCUAAUGAUGAUUAUGACGAUCUGGCAUUAUGUGCACAAACAAAGUUACAUUUAUGAGCUCAACAACAAGGUGUCUAGUGAGUACAUGAAGAAACUGGCCACUAACCCUGACAUUAACCGCGUCCCAGGAAUAGGGCUUUUGUAUUCAGAACUUGUUCAAGGAAUGCCUCCUAUAUUUGCUCAUUUAGUUGCCAAUAUACCCUCAGUGCAUUCAGUUGUGGUUGUUGUGACGAUUAAGCCCCUGCCCGUGAGCAAAGUGUUGUUGGAGGAGAGGUUUUUGUUUCGACAGUUGGAGCCCAGAGGAUACAGGAUCUUCCGCUGUGUGGUGCGCUACGGUUACAACGAUAUAGUUGAGGAUCCUGUGGAGUUUGAGAAGCAGCUGGUUGAGAAUUUAAAAGAUUUUAUUCGCAAUCAACAGAUGUUAGCAGAAGAUCAAGCUGCAACGGAUAGCCAGAACACUCGGGCAACGGCUGACGAGGAAAUUGAGUUUGUGCAAGAGGCAAUGGACAAAAGUAUUGUGUAUCUGAUGGGAGAGACACAAGUGGUGGCAGGAGAGAAAUCUUCCUGGUUCAAAAAGAUUGUUGUCAACUACGUGUACGAUUUCUUGAAGAAAAACUUUAGGCAAGCUGAUAGCUUGAUGGCAAUUCCAAAGACCAGGCUUGUUAGGGUUGGAAUGACCUAUGAGAUAUAAUAGGCUACUCGGCGUGUUUCUAAAUGCUACCGGCCUUCGCACUUCACCUGCCACUUUCUACUUCCCGUUCCUUUUUUGCUUAUAUGUACACCCUAGAUAAACACUUACAACUAAACAUUAGUUUAUUUUUCGCCCAAUAAAAUUUAACAUAAGUCUAUCGAUCGAAACCUUAGUUUUUUUAAUGUUUUGUUCCCUCAUUUUUAAAA
This is a messenger RNA of Pyrus x bretschneideri (Chinese white pear), 2422 nucleotides long. Its product is annotated as potassium transporter 5-like. Gene Ontology annotation, molecular function: potassium ion transmembrane transporter activity. Gene Ontology annotation, biological process: potassium ion transmembrane transport. The transcript has 8 exons. The record is from RefSeq and is a predicted model, not a curated record. The coding region runs from base 30 to 2216 and encodes 728 amino acids. Gene Ontology annotation, cellular component: membrane. NCBI's taxonomy places the organism in Eukaryota, Viridiplantae, Streptophyta, Magnoliopsida, Rosales, Rosaceae.